Messenger RNA from Pyricularia oryzae 70-15, 416 nucleotides. RefSeq lists its product as uncharacterized. The coding region runs from base 225 to 416 and encodes 63 amino acids. The record is from RefSeq and is a predicted model, not a curated record. The transcript is spliced from 2 exons. NCBI's taxonomy places the organism in Eukaryota, Fungi, Ascomycota, Sordariomycetes, Magnaporthales, Pyriculariaceae.
GGGGGGAAUGGCGCAGUGGUUAAGCGCCACGGCUGUUACUUGAGUAACGUAGGUUCGAAUCCUGCUCCCUCCACCUCCUCCCCGCUUACCCGUGGCAAGGAUAACCCGGCUGGCUAUCGACAACAACCACCCGCCUGUGCCGUCGAGCCCACACUUGUUGGGAACUUCGUCUCCAUGGCUACAAACGACCGACAGCUCCGCUGUUUGGACACAGGCCCCUCUCGAUGAAGAGCCGUCAACUGCCGUCAGACGAAUCCUCCGUGCGCCUGAAGGCACGGGGUCGCGUCAGUGAACAAACCUGUAAGCAGGACCGGGCACGAACCCGGUCAGGCUCGAUUCGCUUCUAUGCCCUUGUUUUCCGCUGUGUAAAUAGAGAAAAUAGAAAGCGCGCCGAGAUACCCCUCGGGAGAGCAUGA